Molecule: messenger RNA, 2093 nt
Organism: Monopterus albus (swamp eel)
Lineage: Eukaryota; Metazoa; Chordata; Actinopteri; Synbranchiformes; Synbranchidae
Gene: blk
Product: BLK proto-oncogene, Src family tyrosine kinase
Exons: 14
Coding region: 149-1618 (489 amino acids)
Biological process (GO): protein phosphorylation
Molecular function (GO): protein tyrosine kinase activity; protein binding; ATP binding
Source: RefSeq, a predicted model, not a curated record
CAAUAAGGAAACUGAAGGACACUUCUGAAGACACAAGUGUGGAAGACAAGUCCAAGAUAUCACCGGGCAUGAACUCAGAGACCGAGUCCUGCAGUGGGAGGAGUGGAGCCUGAAACCAGCUUCAGUAAAGCUCAUCUCUUUUAUCAGGAUGGGCUGCACUUGCAGUGGCCAGAAACCAGUAAAGAAAGAGACUUUCCACAAAGGAAAACCCAACUCAUUGGCCACCCACCCAUCAAAUCACAUAGCACGAAGUGGAAAUUCCCAUUCAGACAACGAUGACAUUGUGUUUGUGGCACAACAUGACUUCAAAGCAACCAAUGCCAGUGAUCUACCUUUCAAUAAAGGAGACAAACUUAAGGUUUUGGAAAAAAAUGGAGAAUGGUGGCUGGCUGAAUUAGUGGCAACUGGACAGGAAGGCUAUAUACCAUGUAAUUAUGUAACCAGAGCAGACAUCCUGGAGGUGAAAAACUGGUUUUUCAGGGAUCUGAGCAGGAAAGAGACCGAACGACUGCUUUUGGCGCCUGGAAAUAAACCGGGUGCCUUUCUUGUUCGCGAGAGCGAGACUUGUAAAGGGUCCUUCUCACUGUCAGUCAGAGACUACGUACCAGAACAAGGAGAUGUCGUAAAACACUACAAGAUCCGCUGUCUGGACAAAGGUGGCUACUACAUCUCCCCCUCUCAAAGCUUCCCCACCCUACAAGAAAUGGUUAAAUACUACAGCCAGACAGCAGAUGGUUUGUGUAUGCGGCUGUAUGCUCCUUGUAUGCCUACAGCGCCCCAGCAGCCAUGGGCACAUGACGAAUGGGAAAUACCCAGAGAGACACUGAGAAUGGAGAAGAAACUAGGAGCCGGACAGUUUGGAGAAGUGUGGAUGGGUUACUACAAGAACACCCAGAAGGUGGCUAUUAAGACCUUAAAACCAGGAACCAUGGAGACUGAGGCCUUCCUGCAGGAGGCCAACUUGAUGAAGCAGCUGCAGCAUGAACGCCUAGUGCGCCUCCAUGCUGUGGUCACUACGGAGCCCAUUCUCAUUAUUACCGAGUUUAUGGUCAAUGGAUGUCUUCUGGAGUUCCUACAAACAAACAAUGGAAAAAAGCUAAAGUUUAAUAAACUGAUAGACAUGUCAGCACAGAUAGCUGAAGGCAUGGCGUACAUCGAGAAGAAGAACUACAUCCACCGAGACCUGCGUGCCGCCAACAUACUGGUCAAUGAGACCCUGCACUGCAAGAUAGCAGACUUUGGCCUGGCCAGGAUCAUCGAGACAGAGUACACAGCCCAUGAGGGUGCUAAAUUUCCCAUCAAAUGGACAGCUCCAGAAGCCAUCAAUUUUGGCACAUUCAGCAUCAAGUCAGAUGUUUGGUCCUUUGGGAUCCUCCUGACAGAAAUAGUCACCUAUGGAAAAAUUCCUUACCCAGGGAUGAGCAACCCAGAGGUGAUCACGUCCCUGGACCAAUCCUACAGGAUGCCAUGCCCGGAAGGUUGUUCUCAGGAACUCUACAAGAUCAUGAUGAAGUGCUGGAACCAGAAGCCUGAGGACCGGCCGACCUUUGAUUUUCUGCAGAACACUCUCAAUGACUUCUUUGUGGCCACAGAGAGACAAUAUGAGAUGCAGCUGUGAUUAAAGAAAAAGAAAAUACUCUUUGUUGAUAAUCUAAAUUCAACAAGAAGUCCUGAAGAGAGGAAAGGGUCUCGACAAAGGAUGAAGGACUGACCAGCUUCGUUACGACAGUUUAUUUUACUGAACAAUUCAAAUGGACCCAUUUUUAAAGCCUACCAUCUGCGUGAAUGUAAAAACUGUUUAAGGCUUCUUUUGUCUUUAGCAGCUAAGAGCAAAAUAUGUCAGUCAGAAAGGAAACAUUCAGAAAUUUGGAAUGGCUCCCAUUCUUGAAGACAGCCACGGAGGAGACAUAAUUAUACUGAUACACGACGGAUAAAUAGAAAUGUGGAAAUACAAAUACAGUACAUGCAUGAUGUAAAAAGACCUUUGGACCAAGAGACGUUGACACAGGUAAAGUUGCAAAUUACACAUUUGCAUAGUACAGAAGCAGCCUGAGAUUACAUGCACAAUACUUUGCACUUUUAAAAAAAUCUCA